AUGACCAGACGAAACAUCAGCUCAGGUUCCGCCUUCGAGGCACAAAUUGGCUACUCCCGCGCCGUAGUCUCGGACGAUUUCAUAUUUGUUUCUGGCACUACAGGUUACAACUACCAGACUGGCGUCAUCUCCCCCGAUAUCGUUGAGCAGACGGAGCAGACGAUGCAGAACAUCGCUGCCGCCCUCGCCGAGGCCGGCGCCCAGAUCAAGGACGUUGUCCGCGUGCGCUACAUCCUCCCCGACCGCAAUGACUUCCCAAAGACAUGGACCGUGCUGCAAAAGUACUUUGGCGAGGUGAGGCCCGCGGCCACCAUGGUUCAGGCCGGAUUGAUGGAGGAUGCUAUGAAGAUUGAGAUCGAGGUCACAGCCAGGAAGGCUGGUUCUAGCGAGUAG
Colletotrichum spaethianum is the source of this 393-nucleotide messenger RNA. Its product is annotated as RutC family protein. Lineage: Eukaryota; Fungi; Ascomycota; Sordariomycetes; Glomerellales; Glomerellaceae. The record is from RefSeq and is a predicted model, not a curated record. The coding region runs from base 1 to 393 and encodes 130 amino acids. The transcript has 2 exons.